Molecule: messenger RNA, 4567 nt
Organism: Myotis myotis
Lineage: Eukaryota; Metazoa; Chordata; Mammalia; Chiroptera; Vespertilionidae
Gene: NEMP1
Product: nuclear envelope integral membrane protein 1
Exons: 7
Coding region: 45-1055 (336 amino acids)
Cellular component (GO): nuclear envelope
Source: RefSeq, a predicted model, not a curated record
AUUCUUAUUUUCUUUCUUUGCAUAAAGUUGAAAUUAAUGUGGGCAUGCUUCAGGAAUCUCGAGUUUAUACUAUGACUGCCAGGCAACAAUUCUGUUAUGAAAAUGUGCUUAUCCCAAAGUGGCAUGAUAUAUGGACACGGAUACAGAUUCAGGUAAAUAGUUCCAAACUGGUACGAGUCACCCAGGUGGAGAAUGAGGAGAAACUGAAGGAGCUAGAGCAGUUUAGUAUCUGGAACUUUUUUUCCUCCUUUUUAAAAGAGAAAUUGAAUGACACCUAUGUUAAUGUGGGACUGUACAGUACAAAAACCUGCCUCAAAGUUGAGAUUAUAGAGGAAGACACCAAGUACAGUGUCACUGUGACCCGCAGAUUUGACCCCAAACUCUUUCUCGUUUUCCUUCUUGGACUUACGUUAUUUUUUUGUGGAGACUUGUUGAGCAGAAGCCAGAUCUUCUACUAUUCCACUGGGAUGGGUGUGGGAAUUGUGGCGUCUCUGCUAAUCAUCAUUUUCAUGCUGUCCAAGUUUAUACCCAGGAAAAGUCCCAUUUACAUCAUCCUGGUGGGAGGCUGGUCCUUUUCGCUAUACCUCAUUCAACUAGUUUUUAAAAAUUUACAAGAGAUCUGGAGGUGCUACUGGCAGUAUCUUUUAAGUUAUGUCCUCACAGUUGGAUUUAUAAGUUUUGCCGUCUGUUACAAGUAUGGGCCCUUGGAGAAUGAACGAAGCAUCAACCUGCUGACCUGGACCUUGCAGCUGAUGGGCCUCUGUUUCAUGUAUUCUGGUAUCCAGAUACCACAGGUUGCUUUUGCCAUUAUCAUCAUUGCUCUGUGUACUAAGAACCUGGAGUAUCCUAUUCGGUGGCUGUACAUCACCUACAGAUUUGCUGACUUUGUGGAAGGUUCUUUUCACCUCACACCAAAUGAAGUUUCUGUCCAUGAGCAGGAGUAUGGAUUAGGGAGCAUUACUGCCCAGGAUGAAAUCUAUGAAGAAACAUCCUCUGAGGAGGAGGACACAGAUUCCUGGUAUCCCACUGUCAUUCAGAACAACUUUUUGACUUAGGCGGAAGUCAGUUAUUUCUAUGUGGACUGGCUUGGUCCCGUGAUAGGGUCCAUGCCGCAUAUGUUGUGCAUUAUGCUUCUCAGCUUGUUGAGACAGAGCGAGAUGGUGCAGGAAUUCUCCCACUGAAAUUAGAAGCCUGAGUAGGCCUCCCUCUGGAAAUGGUCUUGGUGGUGUCUGUGGGAUCCCUGGGGAAUGAGAGUGGGUAAAGUAGUGAAUGCUCCCCUUGGUUAAGCAGUCAGCUCACCUUUUAUGUUUCCAAAGAGACUGGAUGAGCACAGCGAGCACAGCAUUCUAGCUCCUCCUUCGGAAGUUGAUUCAGUCAUGGCAUUUCUGCCACUGUGACUGGCACUCAGAAGUGAGAACUGUUAUCUGGGUUAUAUUUUUCAGAGAGAAAGCCUGUUUCACUUCUACUUUUAUUCCAGCGACUUUAGAAUAAUCCUUGUUUAAAGAGGAAAAUGAAUUUUUAUUUGUCUUAUUUUUUAAAUGGACAUAUGUAAUUUUAAUUUCUUAAAAUUCAUGUUCCAGAACCAGCAAGUGCUCCAGUGUGACAAGCCUCGUAGGCCCCUACAUAUUUAUUAAUAUGGAUUAUCCAUUAAAGCCCCAGAAGCUGUUGUGUUGAGCUUUGAAUUGGUUCUCAUGCAUAUGAUAUUCUGAGUCCUGCUUGCUUUUAGGAACAUGCCUAUUGGCUCUUCUGUAGGGGAGGUCCGUUGGGCUUUUUAUUAUAGUCAGCUUUCAAUUCCAUCUUAAAAAUAAAUUUGCAUUUUUUUCCUUCUCAUUCCUCCUCGCUCCCUUUGCCCUUUUACAAAGGGUCUAUUCCCAUACCUGUGAAGUAUGUACAAUUCAGAGUUUUUUCAUUUCUUAUAUUCUCUUCCCCUUGGUUUUUAGCAUUAUUCCUGCUAUUUAGGAGAAGCGAUCUUAUUUAGGGAAUUUAAAUGGUUUUUACAGGUUCUCCAUUUUUUUUGGGUCAAUGAGUCACAUAUCUUUGAGUUGCUGUGGAAUUAGGAAACUAUCUCUUUUUUCUUUCCUUCUUUUGUCUACUCAUUCUUCCUGUUCCUUUCUGUCUUUCCUUACCACCUAUUUUUCCCCCCAUGAGCUCUGGCUAACUUUGUAAGCCCUAAAACUAUGAAGUUUCUUGAUACAACAUACAAGAUGUAGUUAUGUAGCUGCGAUAGUUUGCAUUGCUAGAAAAUAGACCUUCAGUUAAUCUUCAUGACUCUGGAUGCUCCUUCAGCCAUCAGGAUCAGAUUUUUUUAAAGAUGAGUCAUAUAUACAUUUUUAAAAAUUGAUUUUAGAAAGAGAGAAACAUCGAUUCGUGUUACACUCAUUUAUGCAUUCAUUGAUUGAUUCUUGUAUGUGCCAUUGAACCCAUAGCCUUGGUGUAUUCAGGUGACACACUAACCAACUGAGCUACCCAGCCAGGGCCAGACACAUUUUUCCAUGAAUUAUACUUACUUGCCGUUUCAUUUCUGACCAGAGGUUCAUGCAUCCUUUUAUUAUAGUGGCAUUAGUUUCAGAUUCUUUUGCAUUGGAAAGUACCCCUAUAAGCCAGCAAUGCAUUUAUGAGGGAGUGAAUUUUUCUGUCUCUGUCAUUAGCUGGUUUUGUCUUUGUGAUCUUCACCCUCAUGCCUUGAAAAAAGCUACAAUUACUCUAGCCAGGAAGAUAGACACCGAUGGUCAGAGCAUAGCACAGACUUCCUGGAUGACCACGAUCAUAGAGAUGAUUUGUUAAAAAGUCUUCAUGACUCCUUCAGACCAGCCAUUUAGCAGCUAAGGCCCUGGGCUCCAUUACUGACUUUCAAAAUGUCAGUUCUGAGACUCCUCUCCAGGUGGCCAGUUGAUUAUUUCCAGCAGUGUUUCCCAUAGCAUUAAACUGUCUUAAAGUGACAAGGACCUCAGUUGGCAGCAAAUAGACAUAAUAGAAAGUGAAAAAUAAGCAGUUUGGGGGCAGAUGCUGUUGGUUAAAGUUGUAGACUAAAGGAGCUCUAUAGUGGGAAACCUGAAUGCCUUUGUGAGUUAUGUACAUGGUAAAAUUUUAUCCCUCUACACAGAACUGUUAAGACCUUGGGAAGGUACUAUUUUUGACCUCAUUUACAGAAAUUGAGGCCUAGGCUAUUCGAACCUGAGUUGAUUGGAAGAAGUAAUUUGGCUGUACAAGCAGUUGAUCCCCUGCUUCCACAUACCUACUUAGGGAGGGUGGUGGCUUGCUCCAGGGUGACUUUUCCUGAUUCAUGUCUUCAUUUCAGUGAGAAAGCAAUGUGAGUUAGGGAAGGAUUUCUCUCUCUUUAUGUUUAGUAAACUUGUGAAAUAAAGUUUCCAUCUCAAGACCAGUUACUUUCACUAUGUUUGAAUUUAGGGUGAGUAAAAUCAAACUCCGCUUAUUACUUCCUGUCUGGUAGUUGGAGACUGAGCUGUAGGCAGCGGAGAUGACAGUGGGUCCUGCAGCAUGAGAACUGCUCUCAGUGAAGGACGGUGCCUCUGGUGUGCUGCGUGUCCUUGCCCUGCCUGCCUGUGUGGCUCUGCCCCAGAUGCUUCAGGGCUCCCAUGUGCCUGGAGAUUGCUGAACUUAGUAAACCUUUAGAAGCUGCUCUUGUCUCCCUCUGGCCACUUAGUGUCCUGGCUCAGUCACUACUUGAAGCCCCCAUUUAAUUUUCUCUGGUAGUUGCAGCUUUUGCAAUUUCAGUAUAGUCUCAUUUCUCAGACUGAUCUCAUCAAGAAGGAUUGAAGGGAUAACUAUGAAGUGAGCUGGACAUUGGAACCACGUCUGCUGCCAUGUCAGCAUUUUGCUCUGCAAAUAUCAAGCUACAAAUUGGCCCUAGGGCCCAGGGAUUCAUCGGCAUUCAAAAAUCUAUUGCCUCUCAUCAGCCUGACCAAGUUGUGUAGAGCAUGUCUCUCAUUAAUAUAAGAGCCGACUGGCCUAAAACAUUUCCUCUUGACUUUCCCACUCAGAUUACUUUCAUGAGACCAAUGACCAAAAAUAAGGAAAAUUUAGCAGCUUUGAUAUCUCCCAACAAAUUUCUAUCAGCCACUUCAUCUCGCCAAAACUAGUUUAUUUCUCCCCCCAAAUUCAUGAAUUUAUGUCUUGUACAAAGGAUAUUUUGCUGGUAAUAGUUCCAUUAUAGUUCCAAUGCUUCAUUUUGUGCUAAUACAUCCCACUCUAGGCCCUAGUCCUCUCUUCAUUGACUAUGUUCCCUUCAAUCCAAUCCCCACUGAGCAUAUAUGAUAGAGAUUUGAUUAAUAAAAGGACCCAAAUAGGCCAGAUAGUCCCCUAGGCCCUGAUAUCCAUAAAAGGCUUGGGGUUGGAUUAUGCAAUUGUCCUCAAUUUUUUUGUUCUAGAAAAAAGAAAAAAAAAGAUGGGCUCAGAUGGAUGCUUGCGCAAAAAUGGUUCUUAGCUGUGUACUCAUAACUUUUCUCUGAAUUGAGGAGUGAGCGUUGAAGUAGGAGGAAAGGAAAUUAAAUGUCCUUGUAUUUUUUGGACUCAGGUCUGACAUAUGAGAUAAUAACCUAUAUUGAAA